AUGUCGGUGAUAGACACAAGACGUCCACCUUCAGCCACUGGCCGACUAAAGCGGAUUUUUUCAAGUUCACAAUCACAAGCCGGUCUCGGAAAAAAGAAUCCCCCAAUAACAGUACCACAAAGCAUACCAGGUCAAGGCCGUGAGCUAUCGAUUACUGAACUCGAGCCACUCCCCGGGAAAAUUGGCCGGUAUAUUCGUGUCUACUGUGGCAGUGUUUGUCCCUCUGCUAUUUUUAAGACCGUCUUUGUUCAUAAUGAUGACACCGUGGCUAGCUGUGUUGCCAAAGUUCUUAUUUUACUAGAAAAGGAAGGGGAGCAUGUGAUGGAUAUGUGUACCUUGUACGAAGUUAUUGGUCGGCUACCGGCAAAUUCGAAGGCCAUUGAUGGAGCCAACGUGGUUAUCGACCCGGGAGAAACAUUUACUGAGUUAAGUGCGCGGUCACUUCCAACAAACAUCACUCUUAUGGAUGUCUUUUCACUAAUGGCACCAGCUCCUGGCCUAUGUCGUAGAUUAGAGCUGAGAAAGUAUCCCUCUUCCCCACCAAACGGCAGCGAUUCUCCCAUUCUACAACAAAGAGGAAAAAAUGCCUCAUUGCUGAAAAGAGCCAGUUCAAGAACUUCUGGAAAUGGAUGUGUUGCUCCUCAUUGCCCUUUCCUUCUCUUGUUAAAGGGCAGUAGACCCGAACACGAUCAGAUACUUCAAUCUUUUCAUAGCAUUCGUUGGGAAAAAUCAAGCCUUAUAACUAUGGGAACAUCGGAGCGCGAUGAUAUUCGACUCUACCCCUGGCCUGAAGCGCAAAAUAGUAGAGGGAAUGUUAGUGCCAAUGGAAACGGGCAUUCAAUAUUAAAAUCCCCGAUCAUAUUCGAAGCCAGGACAAAGUCUAUUUGGAUGUCGGUUGUUUCUCCGUUCAAUGCCAUUCAACCAGACAAUCCUUUGACAAUUACUCUCAACUGGGAGACUCUAACAGACUCUAGCAGUUUUCCGGUUAACCGAUGUCUUGAACCUGGAGAUAUAUUGAGAGUUGAAUCACAAAAUCUCACUUAUGUGUUCAUCUACAAGGACCCAGGUACAGUACCAGAACACAAGCUAUCUCUUGGAUUUCUGACUCUACCUCAGAUACCAUCAACCAAACCCCCAACUGGGGUAAACGGAUCACGUUCUGCUGCAAGAACAGCUAGAAUCGAUGCUUUGGUUCGAAGAAACUCAAAUUCUAGUAAUGCUGGAGGAACAAACGUAUUUCCAAACGUCGCUGAUGUGGAAUCAGUCAUUGGAGUUCUGUUUCCAAGGCUCUCAAAUCGAAGCAAGUAUCCCAAUUGGGGUGAAAACGGUGGCAUCCUACCGGAUGUUGGAGUUUCUGCUGGUUGUUCAGCCCACCUUCUUCGAUCGCUUGUCAAAUAUGGAGCUGAUACUGGAGCCAAUGUUGACGACGUUACUAAGGAGAUUAGUCAGACAUUGACAAGAGAGUUGGAAAACCUAAAUAAGGUAAUUAUUGUGUGA
Molecule: messenger RNA, 1497 nt
Organism: Rodentolepis nana
Lineage: Eukaryota; Metazoa; Platyhelminthes; Cestoda; Cyclophyllidea; Hymenolepididae
Source: the annotation of a GenBank genome assembly